UUACUGAAAUCAUGAAUCCUGUGUAUAGCCCUGGAUCUUCUGGGGUUCCCUAUGCAAAUGCCAAAGGAAUUGGUUAUCCAGCUGGCUUCCCCAUGGGGUAUGCAGCGGCUGCACCUGCCUAUUCCCCUAAUAUGUAUCCUGGAGCAAAUCCUACCUUCCAAACAGGUUAUACACCAGGAACCCCAUAUAAAGUAUCUUGUUCACCCACUAGUGGAGCAGUGCCACCGUAUUCAUCAUCACCGAAUCCCUAUCAGACUGCUGUGUACCCAGUUCGAAGUGCCUACCCACAGCAGAAUCCAUAUGCACAGCAAGGCACUUACUACACACAGCCUUUGUAUGCAGCACCACCCCACGUAAUUCACCACACCACGGUUGUGCAGCCUAAUGGUAUGCCAGCAACUAUGUAUCCUGCUCCAAUUCCACCACCAAGAGGAAAUGGUGUGACUAUGGGUAUGGUGGCUGGGACUACUAUGGCAAUGUCAGCAGGUACUUUGUUGACAACUCAUUCCCCAACUCCAGUAGCCCCUCAUCCAGUUACUAUGCCCACGUACCGGGCUCCGGGAACACCAACCUAUAGUUAUGUGCCCCCACAGUGGUGAUCAUCUGGCAGUCAGUGUUUGAAGAUGGGAGAUAUGCAAUCAAGAAAUUGAGGUUUAAAAGUUGGUGCUGAAGCCCUCAUGCCUCCAACCAGGACUUUCCUUCUGAAUGCUUUCAACACUUGGCUAAACACUACUAAUUCCUGAUCACUGAAGAUUUUCCAGUGCUGCAUAUCUUACAUCUUGGAACUCCAGCAGUUAGUCUUAAAGCAAAUCCUGUUUUGUGGACUGUCUUGCAAUUUUUUAGCUAAUUAUAAAGAUAAAAAGGGAGUAUAAAUUUAUUCUGAUCCAUAUGUAGUUGAAUGCAUGUUAAAACACAAAAACGAAGCUUGCUCAAUCUACCUGCAGUGACUGAUGCAAAAACCAUCAUAUGCAAAUCCAAAGGAACCGAAAAGUAUUUUACAACUUGUAUCACUAAUGCACUGUUGUAAUGUAUGCAGGGUCUUAAGAGACAGAAUCAUGAGUUUCUUUAUAGAAUACCAUAAUAUGCAUUAGAUAAGUGCAUCAGCCUUUUUCAGGUUGAUGGAGUUGCCAGUUUAAAAGGGACAUACUUUCAUUUAAGUGAUGUAUUCUUUUCAAAUUCAACUACUAAAUUGGAGUGACUGGAAAAUGAGUCAGACAAGCUGUAGAAAUCCUGCACACAAUUAGUUUACUUCAUACCUUUUCAUUUUCGUUGUAAGGAUUCAGUGUUAUACAGAUGUUCUUAAGGAUCAGAGUGAAAUGACAAAGGUAACACUGUGUGUGCCAGUAAAUAACGCAAACUUCCUUGAGGCAAAACUGGUUCUUAGGAAUAGUAGGGGGUGAUGUCACCUGCGUAAUGAAUUGCAUGUCCUGGGGGGAUAUAUAUCCAGUACUAUCUUUUAUAUGAUGCGAGAUGUGUCAAAGUGAGACUGCCACACAGACUGAUAGAAAAACACUUUUAGUUCUCAGUUCAGGAAAUCCGUGCUGUUUUUCCUAAAGGAUGUUGUAGUCAGUUGCAAAUAUAUGUGCAGUUGAUCCAGCUUGCUUUCCUGGGACUUAAGAAAUGUUAGGGCUUUCUACAACCAAGAGGAGUUCAGCUGCAUGUUUUUCUGAGGAAAGCUUGUGUGCCUGAUGAGUAUGUUAAAGGGGAACAAACCAUUUUAACACAAUUUCCUUGUUAGCUACUUGCAGUAAGGACUAUGGCUAUGCUGUAGUAGGGCUGCCAGAACAUAGAAGUUUCAAAUAGUUGUUCUUUUAUCUUUUUUAUUUUAUUUUAUUUUUAUUUUUUCCUGAGAAUAUUUGUAAUGGAAGUAGGAGUUACUUGUCGGUUACAGCAUUUUGAUGUGUUUUCUUAAGUGCUUUCCCUUUUUACUUCCUAAAUUGCACUUUGGAAGCACGUGAAAUAAGACUUGACUGCAGAUUAGCAUUUCAUUGCAAUGAGUCAUUUGUGAUAUUCUUUCUUGCAACUUCAAUUUUUCAGAGUACCUCAAAGCAAGUGCUGUGGGAUAAAGGGCUAGCCUUAGAACCCAUUUGUAUACCAAGAUUGCUGCGGGGAAGAUAUUAAAUUUUUAAAAUUGAAUAUUGCACAUUUAAAAUCAAGGGUUUCUUAAACCUCCUUGACUUUACGAUUCCACAAAGAUGCGAUUUUUCUUUUUUUGGAUACCUUCUGCCUGCAAUAAGUGACGCAGUAAAUGGUUAUAAAAUGUUGUUCCCUUUUAAUCGUUUACACAGAGGUGUGUCAGGCUGUGUUGUUCUCGUAGGUUAACUUCCAUUCAGAAGUCAGGUUUUUUAAAGUUGUAUAUGUAGUUACACUUUGUUUUGGGGUGUUCUGCUCCUGUACAGAUUUGGCAGCUACUUCAGGGUAACAUCAGUGCUGAUUUAAUGCUGCCAUUCCAGUACUCUGCCCUGUGGGAGGCUUAUGUACCUUCAUGACCUGUUGGUGGUUAAAGCCUUCAGUAACUUUAUUUUAUAGUAAGCACUCUCCAUAUUUUGUACUUCCUUUUUUUUGUUGUUGUUGUUUAAUAAAGUUUAGGUUUAUUUUGCAUGAA
Messenger RNA from Pezoporus flaviventris, 2605 nucleotides. It is a transcript of the gene FAM168B, whose product is annotated as family with sequence similarity 168 member B. Lineage: Eukaryota; Metazoa; Chordata; Aves; Psittaciformes; Psittacidae. The coding region runs from base 12 to 599 and encodes 195 amino acids. The record is from RefSeq and is a predicted model, not a curated record. The transcript is spliced from 6 exons.